Molecule: messenger RNA, 1456 nt
Organism: Miniopterus natalensis
Lineage: Eukaryota; Metazoa; Chordata; Mammalia; Chiroptera; Miniopteridae
Source: RefSeq, a predicted model, not a curated record
UGCCCCAAGUGCCUCCCAGGUUACCGGGUGCAGGAGGACUGUGGGGAGUUUAAGGACACACUGUGUGCACCCUGCACUCGGGGCACCUACACUGCCCAUCUCAAUCACCUGGACGAGUGUCUGCCGUGCCAUGUCUGUGACCCAGGCAUGGGCCAGGUGACCAGGCAGAAGUGCUAUAGUUGGCGGAACACCGUGUGUGGCUGCGACCAAGGCCACUUCUGUGUGCAAGAGGAUGGGGACAGUUGUGCUGAGUGCAGGCCCCACAGUGCCUGCAGCUCGGGCCAGAGGGUGAAGGAGACAGGCACCGAGUGGCAGGACACGGUGUGUGAAGACUGCCCUCCCGGCACCUUCUCUACAGGUGGGACCCAGGCGGUGUGCCAGCCCUGGACCAAGUGCUGCGCCCCACUUCAGAGGGAAGCAAAGCCUGGGACCAACAGCACCGAUGUCACAUGCUCCUACCUAGUACCUGUUGUGGUCAUCCUGAGCGUCUCUCUUCUGGGUUUAUGUAUAUCUUACAUCAGAUUCAGAAGGACAUGUGAAUUUCCGGAAAGGAGAUUAUGUUUUGAGUGCCCAAAACAGCAGGCAGAAAGGGCCCCUGAAGCCGUCCAGACCCUGCAGGUCUCUAAGGUACAGCCGGAGGUCACCAGGAAGGAAAGACAGCAUCUGUGUUCCCUGAGAGCGACCCAGCAGCGGAUGAAUGUCUUCCAGAUCCAGAUAUCUGAGCCACUGCACCAGGCAGAGGACGAGCCUGGCCACCGCUCAGGGGACUUUGGGGACCGCACAUACUUGUCCAUCAAAUUCCUGAGGUGCCUGGGCCCUUCUUCCCUCACCCACUGCUGACCCAGCACUGUGAGGAUGCACCCACAGCCCACUCUUGGCUCCCCACCCACCUGCACCCCAGCCCUCUAAGCUUUAUGGGGAAAGGGUUAAGAAAUACAAAUUCCCAGCUAUAAAAUAACUAAGUCACCGGGAGGCGGUGUGCAGUACAGGGGAUAGGGACAGUGAUGCCAUAAUAACCGUGUGGUUACAGAUGAUCUCUAGAUGUACUGAGGCCACCACUCUGUAAGGUAUGCAAAUGUCUAAUCACUAUGUGGCACACUUGAAACUAAUAUAAUAUUGUCUGCCCACUAACAUUUUAAAAUACAUUAAAAAGAAAACACCCACAAUUCUUCUAAGCAAAUAAAAUGUGUCAUCACACUCCCUCCCAAUUCUGCACUAUUUUCACAUUUUGAAGUCAUAAGCGAGUAAACAUAUUGAAUUUGGCUUUCAUUCUGAACAUUUUAUCAUGAGCAUUUUCUCACAAUAUUAAAAUGCUCAGCGAUCCAGGCGGGUAUGGCUCCGUGGUUGAGCAUGGACACAAGUACCGAGAGUCGCGGGUUUGAUUCGUCAGGGCACAGGCCCGGUUUGCAGGCUCCAUCCCCAUAAGGGGGUGUGCAGGAGGCAGCUGAUUGGUGUG